AGGACGCGCCAAGUGGGGAGCAUUGUUUUCAAAAAGGGUGCCAAUAUAAGUCAUUUAAUGACUCAUCUGGGCUCCGGAUAAUUUACUUUCAUAUCUCACAUGUUUUUUUUCUGGAAAUGCAGCAGAGGAGACUUUCCACAUCAAAGAUGUCAACAUGCAGCUUGUGAAAAGAACUCAAAUAUCUAAUCUGACAUCUUGGACUUCCUGCAAUCACCACAAAUAUACUUUUUCCCCGAAGACAACAGACAGCAUGUUUAUGGACAGAGGGACAAACCGGACAGAAGAUAACCUGGAGCAAUAGAGAAUUUCAGGGAAAAGCCACUUCCUGACUAUGUGAAUGGACAAGUUGUGAAAUCAGCCGUGUGUUGACUGUUCUUGACCUCUGCAGUGUUUUUGUGCUCAAGCAUGUAAGCGCUAAAUCUACGCCACAUAGACUAGUGCCACCAUCAAGAACCUGUGUUUAGUAAACGUAAAGGAAAAACAUCAAGCAGCAAGCUUUUGGUGGUUUGCAGGAUCAGCCGCUGAAGAUGCUUCAGACUGGUAACUACUCGCUGGUGCUGUUGAUCCAGCUGACACUGUUGGCCUAUGACCUCUUCGUCAACUCCUUCAGUGAGCUAUUGAGAGGAGCCCCUGUCAUCCAACUCGUGCUUUUCAUCAUCCAGGACAUUGCCAUCUUGUUCAACGUGAUCAUCAUUCUGCUGAUGAUGUUCAACACCUACGUGUUCCAGGUGGGCCUGGUGUCCCUGCUGCUGGAGAGGUUCAGGGCCCUGCUGAUCGUCUCUGCUCUCUACCUGACGCUCAGCAUCUGCUUCCACUGCUGGGUGCUGAACCUCAGAUGGCUGGAGUCAAACCGUUUUGUUUGGACAGAUGGUCUUCAGGCUCUUUUUGUUUUCCAGAGAACAGCGGCAGUGUUGUAUUACUACUUGUACAAACGAACGGCAGAGUACAUGGGAGACCCGAGGCUGUAUGAGGACACUAUGUGGCUGAGGGACGCCUUCGCCAGAGCUCGUCAGUGAAGAGGAGACAGUUUUUAGAGACGUUAAGGAUCUGCAAUGAAAGGCCCUACUGACUUCUACCACCAGGCAUCAUUAUCAGAUAUUGUGAAUUUUGGAAUAUUUUCACAUUUUUAACAAAGGAUAAUGAGAAGUCUUAACCUGUUUGUGUUUACUGGCUCUUCGUAGCCAAAUGGGCAGUCAGUUAAAAGGUUUACAGUGGCAGGUAAGCCAACUAUAGUAGUAUUGUAUUAAUCAGGAUUGUCUGGUAAUCUUUGUGGCCUUCGUAAAUCAAUUUAAGUUGCAGACUGAAUGAUUGAUGAUAAGUUUAUGGAAGAACUGUUUCAAGUUUGUUUUGAUCUGUACUAAAGUACCAUUUUUAGAGCAUUUAGUGACAGUCUUGUUGGAUAUAUUCUGCUGUUCCGCUGAAAAGGAGGAAACCUGUUGUUUUAUUUUGCCUUACGCAAGGUUGUUAUGUGUUGUUUACAUGGUUAAAGCCAAUUUCAUGUGAAUCCAGUUGUCUUUGAGUGGGGAUCUUUGAACCGUGUUCCCGCUGUUUUUAUUAAAUAAUCCUUCUCUAA
Molecule: messenger RNA, 1573 nt
Organism: Plectropomus leopardus (leopard coralgrouper)
Lineage: Eukaryota; Metazoa; Chordata; Actinopteri; Perciformes; Serranidae
Gene: tmem138
Product: transmembrane protein 138
Cellular component (GO): cilium
Source: RefSeq, a predicted model, not a curated record